GACGUUUGUUGUACUGACACGGCGACUGAAUGAACUCCGCCAUCUACAAUGGACCGAUGGUUGAUGUUUUUAAUAUUUUAGUUUCUUGGUUACAUUAGUUUGUUAAUUAAAAAUAUGUAAUUACGUUUAAGUGAGAUUAAUAAUGAUUUUAUAAAUAAAUAAAGAUUAUAGUUAUAACAAUUUUUGUGUUUAUUGUGUAAAUACUUGCGAAUGCAUUUUUAUUUAAUCAAGGAAUUUCUCAUAUGUAAAAGCGAAGAUGUCUUCUAAAAGUGAAUUAAAAAAAUUAUCUGAAGAAAGUUUAACUAGACAACCUGAAGAAGUUUUUGACAUUAUUUGUAAACUUGGAGAAGGGAGUUAUGGAUCAGUUUAUAAAGCUUUACACAAAGAAAGUGGACAAGUGCUCGCAAUUAAACAGGUUCCAGUUGAUACUGAUUUACAAGAAAUUAUAAAAGAAAUUUCAAUUAUGCAACAAUGUGAUUCCCCAUAUGUUGUAAAAUAUUAUGGAAGUUAUUUUAAAAAUACAGACCUUUGGAUCGUUAUGGAAUAUUGUGGAGCUGGCUCUGUGAGUGAUAUCAUGAGGUUAAGAAAGAAAACUUUACAAGAAGAUGAAAUUGCUACAAUUCUUUGUGACACAUUAAAAGGCUUGGAAUAUCUUCACUUACGACGAAAAAUACACAGAGACAUUAAAGCUGGAAAUAUUUUGCUUAAUAAUGAAGGGCAUGCAAAGUUAGCUGAUUUUGGUGUUGCUGGUCAACUUACGGAUACAAUGGCUAAAAGAAAUACUGUUAUUGGCACACCAUUUUGGAUGGCACCUGAAGUAAUUCAAGAAAUUGGUUAUGAUUGUGUGGCUGACAUCUGGUCUUUAGGUAUCACAGCUCUUGAAAUGGCAGAAGGAAAACCUCCGUAUGGGGAUAUUCAUCCUAUGAGAGCAAUAUUCAUGAUACCAACAAAGCCACCACCAAGUUUUAGAGAACCAGAUCAAUGGAGUCCAGAAUUCAUUGAUUUCGUUAGUGUAUGUCUCGUAAAAAAUCCUGAAGAACGUGCCACUGCUACAGAACUAUUAAAUCAUGAAUUUAUUGGUGCAGCUAAACAGCCUAAUAUUCUUAGUCAAAUGAUUGCAGAGGCACAUGAAAUUAGAGAAAAACAAAGUGCUCAUCGUACACAUAUUAUUAAUAACGUGGCCAUAAAAAGUCAAAAUAAUAUAGAUGACUCAGAUGAAGAAGACUGUAGCGGAACAAUGAAACCAUUACCAGAAGAUCCAGGAACCUUAGUUCCAAGUCAUGACCUGCCUGAUACGGGAACAUUAGUUUCGGCAAUUUUAGAUCUGGGCACUAUGGUUAUAAAUAGUGAUACUGAUACAGAAGCAACAAUGAAAAGGCACAAUACAGGUUCAGUAGAGUCAGGAAAGAAAUAUCGGCCAUUAUUUCUUGAUCAUUUCGAUAAAAAAGAAGCACCAGAAAUUGUCAAAGGGAAUGGUCAAGUAAUGCACAAUACAGAAACUGAAAAUAAGAUAGAUGUGCAGAUACCUACAGAAUCUCAGAGGUUUCAAAGUCACUUACAGCUUCAGCUCAAUCAAAUUUCUCAUCCAAUGCCUGAUCAACCACAUAAUAAUGUUUCUAAAUUCCAAAAUGCUUUUACUGAACGUGACUUUGACUUUAUAAACAACCGUAUGAUGCAGUUAAAAUUCCUGUCAUAUGAAGAACUUCAGCAACGUAUGGCUAAUUUGGAUGCUGAAAUGGAACGUGAGAUUGAUGAGCUUCGAAGGAGGUAUCAAACAAAGAGACAACCAAUUCUCGAUGCCAUGGAUACAAAAAGAAAACGUCAACAAAACUUCUAACGGUUCGGUAAUUUUUAUACGUAAGUUAGGAGUGUGAUAGAUAACAGGUGUACAGUUGUAUAAAUUUAUAAAUUUUAUGCUAUAACCAUUAUUGUGAGUUUAAUUAAAAAAAAA
Chelonus insularis is the source of this 1951-nucleotide messenger RNA. It is a transcript of the gene hpo, whose product is annotated as serine/threonine-protein kinase hippo. Gene Ontology annotation, molecular function: ATP binding; protein serine/threonine kinase activity. Gene Ontology annotation, biological process: protein tetramerization; regulation of MAPK cascade; intracellular signal transduction. Bases 257 to 1837 code for a protein of 526 amino acids. Lineage: Eukaryota; Metazoa; Arthropoda; Insecta; Hymenoptera; Braconidae. The transcript has 9 exons. The record is from RefSeq and is a predicted model, not a curated record. Gene Ontology annotation, cellular component: cytoplasm.